Molecule: messenger RNA, 1292 nt
Organism: Brienomyrus brachyistius
Lineage: Eukaryota; Metazoa; Chordata; Actinopteri; Osteoglossiformes; Mormyridae
Product: histone H3.3A
Exons: 4
Coding region: 164-574 (136 amino acids)
Cellular component (GO): nucleosome
Molecular function (GO): protein heterodimerization activity; DNA binding; structural constituent of chromatin
Source: RefSeq, a predicted model, not a curated record
AACGAUGUGAAAGGCGGCGAAACCACAGAAGAAGAAGCUGCAGGCCUCGGUACGAGCCGCGGCUGAGUGGGCGGGUUAGCUUUUGUUAUUACUACGCGCGUCAUUUUCUUACAGUAUUACGCGGACAUCGACGGAUUACAGAAACCAACUUCUGCGGUGAGAAAUGGCCCGUACCAAGCAAACCGCUCGUAAAUCCACUGGUGGGAAAGCCCCGAGGAAGCAGUUGGCCACCAAAGCUGCGAGGAAGAGCGCGCCCUCUACCGGCGGCGUGAAGAAGCCGCAUCGUUACAGGCCUGGUACUGUAGCGCUGAGAGAGAUCAGGCGCUACCAGAAGUCUACAGAGCUGCUGAUCCGUAAGCUGCCCUUUCAGCGGCUGGUGAGAGAGAUCGCCCAGGACUUCAAAACCGACCUUCGCUUUCAGAGCGCUGCCAUCGGGGCCCUUCAGGAGGCCAGCGAGGCGUACCUGGUGGGUCUCUUUGAGGACACCAACCUGUGUGCCAUCCAUGCCAAGAGAGUUACCAUCAUGCCCAAGGAUAUUCAGCUCGCCCGCAGGAUAAGAGGAGAGAGAGCUUAAAGCACACUGAGGGAUAACCAAAUAUGUGCAUCUUUUUUCCUGCUUAUUACUAUAUAUUUCUGUUUUUAUUUUUUUUAUCUUUUUUGUGUUAACUGUAGUCUUGUCAUUUCACAAUCAGCUUGGAGAUGCAAGACCAGAAAGCACAGACGUGUCCUGUAAUGAGCUGGUCAUUUUUUCCUUUGCAUUGAGCACUAAGCCCAGGGCAGUAAGCUUGCCAGCUCCUUGCCAUGUGUUCAGCUCUUUGCAUGCAUCAAGGUGGUGGUUUAAAUUUUUUGUGAUUAACACCCCCCCCCAACCUCAGUUUACAGCCUGGAUGGGGAUUACACAGCCCACAAAGUAGUUCCUUGAAAUGUGCAACACCUCCUCACCCCUGUAGCAGGUGCUGUGGCACAGGUGAGGUAAAGGGCUUGCUCCAGAAACUGCUGUUUCUCUCCUGUACCACCAGAUGGUGCUGUGGUCAUUCUUGCCAAUCCAGUCUUGCAAUAAUCCCAUCUUUUAUUCUCUCCUGCCCUGCAUCAUCUACUCUUCCUGGGCUGUUAAACUGGGUUUCUCGUCUUUUGUCAGAUUGUAAUUGUCGUGAAACAGUACAAGACAUUUGGGUAUUUGGUGUAGCUGGGUUUUUUUUAAAGGUUUUUAUUCCAGUGUAAACUUCGGCAGCUAAAAUUACUGAUGUUCUUGUCAGUCUUUGUAUUAAAGUACAUUGAGUAACCCACCUUCA